CAUCAGAGGAAAAAACAAACUACACAACAAAGCAAAGCUACCACGGCCCAGUGUAGAGUAAAAAUGCUCACAAAUUGAUUAAAAAAAGUUGUAGUUGUAGGUUGCUUGCAGCGAUAUCUUCGGUGCGAUCUCUUCAGUUCCCGGGCGAAGGAAGGCAUCCUGUUCGAAAGUUCACCACUAUCUUUGCACCCACCAUGGCUGCCAGCAUCAACAGUUUGCCCAACGAAAUCCUUGAGUUUAUCUUUAGCUUGCUUCCGCCCUACGAACCCUUGGAGCACUGCGCCGCAGUAUGCAAACGAUGGAAUCUCCUAGCCACAAAUGUGAGAGCCCGAAAGAAGUCCAACCUGCAGAAAGGGCUGAUCGAUUUCAACCUUUGCUGGAAGGAAAUUUUGCAAGAAUCGACGCCCCGCAUUGCGGCCCGAUUCGCCCAUGCCAGCUCGCUGCAUCGGAACUCGAUGUACGUGUUCGGUGGUGCCUCGUCGUGCGAUACCACCUUCAACGAUCUCUGGAGGUUUGACCUGUCGCGGCGCGAAUGGAUCCGACCGAUAUCGAUGGGAACGUAUCCGUCCCCGAAGGCGGGCGCCUCGCUCGUCUGCCACAACGAUCUGCUGAUACUGUUCGGGGGUUGGCAGCAUGCGUACACGCCCUUCCACAUGUGCACCCUGAUCGACGAGCUGCACGUGUACAACAUAGCGGAAAACCGUUGGACCAUCCACAACCAGGCGUACGGGCCACCGCCGAUGACGGGCCACUCGGCCUCAGUGCACCGCAACAAGAUGAUUCUGUUCGGUGGCUACCAGAAGAAUAUGGAAAAUUUGCGAACCUCCAACGACAUAUGGGUGCUGGAUCUCGAGCGACUGGUGUGGAAAAAGCCCGCCGUUUCCGACCUUAAGCCGGCGCCUCGUUACGGCCAGUUCCAGAUGGCGAUCGGGGAGGAUCACAUUCUGGUGCUGGGCGGAACCGGAGGCGUGAAUCGCGUCUUCAACGAUGCAUGGCUGCUGGACAUGCAGCGCGACACGUGGGUGUGGAAGCGGGUGCAGAUCAAGAACAAGAAAAGCAUCGUCACACAUAACUGGUGCUAUCCGGCCUGCAACGUCGGUUCGAAGGUGAUUGUGCUCGGACCGACGUCACCGAACGAUUUCCAAAUCAUCCGUCCGAAUCGCGUCCCGCCCAUGGGUCGGACACGGCCAACCGCAGAACAGCUGCGCAACCGAAUAGGUGCGGCGCCCCAGGGACCGAUGCAGGCCGGAGAACCAAACAUUCCUCCUAGGGCGAAUUUGCCGCCACCUCCGCCAGCACCGAUGCAACCCACCCUGCCAGGACCAUCACAAGGAGUGUCGCCCAAAGAGAGCAACCCAUCGUCCGGCCCCGGUCCAUCCAAACCGCCAUCCACAGUGAACAGUGGUGUUCCGGUUGUUGAGGCGCGACCUGGUCCAUCCGGGCUACGAACUCCAAGCAGUACCGCGUCUGGACCACCGUCACGCUCCAUGCCCAUUAUAAGGAGCGCCUUUAGUCGCCAAUCGUCCGAAGACGACCACCUGCCGAAACGCUUCAAUCAGCAAAAUUUGGAGCAAAAUCACAUGGCGAUGGUUGCGUUCAGUGUCGACUCUUCGAACCACGCUUCGAACGCUUCAUUUUCGCACGAGAGAAAGCUGGAGCUGUUGCGGAAAUUGGAAGACAAAAUAUCGGCCAUGCGGCGAGCCAAGGAAGCCGAACAGCAGCAGCAGCAGCAGCAACAGCAACAAAGGCACGGCAUCAGGGAAGUGAACAAUGCGGACAGGUCAAUUAACAGCACCGGUGGUUCGCCGGACCCGGUCACACCGAAACGUGUCAAGCGGAAUGGUCUGGCAAUAUUCGUGUGCGAUGUGUCCAAUCUGCUGCCGACGGGUGGCGCAGAACCGUGCAUCGAAUGGCAGGAGUCGAAGAACAGCGGGCUAAUAGCGGGUGCACCGGACCACUACACCUUCUCCACGAUGAUCAACGGCAACGGAGAGCUGAUCGUGUUUGGCGGUUUGAACAAAAACCAUAAAUCGGAAAAUCUGUGCGUUUCCAACUCCGUACACUUUCUCACCGUUCCGACGGCUGUGGUGUAGAAGCGUUUGGCCCAUUCGAAGAAUGCUUAGCUAUUGUAACACCAUUUUUACUUUAUAAUUUUAAUCUUACACUACAGUCCAGCAAAUAAAUUAAUUGUUGCACGAGCGAAAGCGAA
Molecule: messenger RNA, 2209 nt
Organism: Anopheles arabiensis
Lineage: Eukaryota; Metazoa; Arthropoda; Insecta; Diptera; Culicidae
Gene: Fbxo42
Product: F-box only protein 42
Exons: 2
Coding region: 195-2093 (632 amino acids)
Molecular function (GO): protein binding
Source: RefSeq, a predicted model, not a curated record